ACGUUCAACGACGUCGUAUUUCCUUCUACAUUUUCGGCAAGCAAGCCACAUCCGUUAACUUUCAAAUCCAACAGCGUACGCACGCCAUCGCGGGUGGCUUUUCGAAAAGUUUUGUCGCGUACUCAUUCUCAGUGAAGCACGAAGUGUGUUGGACGUUCACGCAUCUACGAUCACUCGUGAAGACAAGGAACGCAAUGCCGCACAACAUUUAUUACUCGGACAAGUAUUACGAUGACCAGUACGAGUACAGGCAUGUUGUUUUGCCAAAAGAGCUGGUGAAAUUAGUACCAAGAACUCAUCUCCUAUCUGAGCAAGAAUGGAGAGCCAUCGGUGUUCAACAGAGCCAAGGAUGGAUACAUUACAUGAUACAUGAACCUGAGCCACAUAUUCUGCUAUUCAAGAGAAAGAUAACUCAAGAGGAAAAAUAAACUGGAUGGAAUUAUUAUGUUGAUUUGUAAAUAACACAUCAGAUCAUGUUUACAUUCAUAGCGGAACUCAUUUGUGCUUGUAAACCAUGUAACUCUGUUUCCUUUUUUCUCUGUGUCUCUCUUUGGUUGUCUAGCAAUAUAAUUUAUGUUUAAAACACAAUGUUUAUUUUCUAUAAAUUUGAGUUUUUUGAUAAAUUAUUCAAGUUAUCUAUCAAAUUCCGCAAACUAGUGUACGACAUGGUCAUGGCUCUGUCAUCUGUUUUAUCUUACUUUGCUCUGUCAUUUGUAAGAAAAUGUCAAGCAAGUAUACUGUAUAUAUGUCUAUAGAGUGUCUUAGUUUAUAAUCUCAUUGUCAUAAAUUCCUUUUCGUUUUUUAUUUUUUACAUUGAAAUUUUCAAUGAAUUUCAUGACACUGAACAAAGUGAAAUAUUAAUAAGGAAAUAGUUGUCUUGAAAAAUAGCAGUUCUCUAAGAUGAUGUAAUAUUUUAAGUAUUGUAUUAAAGAGAAUGUGGUAUUCUUGUACUCUUGUGAUUGCAGUGCCUUACAGGAACUUAUCCUAAGAAUAUUGGUUAAAUUAAGAUAUUUAAUAAUAAUUGUUCCUUGAAUCUUUAUGACAGUAUUAAUGUAAUAUAUAUGUAUAAAUAUAUAUAUAUAUAUAUAUAUAUAUAUAUAUAUAUAUAUAUAUAUAUAUAUAUAUACAUAUAUAUAAAUAUACAUACAUAUAUAUACAUACACACACAUAUAUAUAUAUAUAUAUAUAUAUAUAUAUAUAUAUAUAUAUAUCCCUUAUGCAUUUCUUCAGAUAGACAAUCUUAAAAUUGUGACUUAGGUUCAGUUUUCAAACUGAAGGACUUUAUUAAUCAUCAUUCAAUAAUUAAUAUAGUUGGUUUAAAAAUCACAAAGUAAUAAAAGAAAAGGGAACAUUUGAUCGUACGUAUAUAGGUAUGACGUAUUGAAAAAGUUACUGAUUUAAAGAUAGUUAUAAGUGGAUCAUAAUUGGAAGUAAAUUUACUUUUGAACUAUUUCUGGAUAUCAAGUAAUCGGCGCAGCAAUCAUGAGAUCAACGCCAACUUUCAAUUGGAUGUAGUACUGUUCCAAUAUGUAAAAAGGCAUCACAUAAAGUUUAAGUUUUGCGACCUAUUCCGCUACAAACAUAUUUUAGAAUGUUGACUUUGAUAUGAAUUGUAUACGUACCAUCCAUAUGUAUUUCCGCUCCGAGCAAUCUCAUAUAUCGUAUGCGAUUCACGUACCUUAAUAUAUUAAGUUUGUAUGCUCGAUAUUUCUAUUGCGAUGUAAUUCAUAUUCGAACAUCACGUGUGCUUAACGUGUAAUAAUAAGCGAUUUUGAUUUGCUUAUGAGAAUAGAAAAGAAGCAUGUGUUAUUAAUAUUAUGUUAAAUAAAUGUUUGCGUUUAAAGAUA
This is a messenger RNA of Odontomachus brunneus, 1847 nucleotides long. RefSeq names its product cyclin-dependent kinases regulatory subunit (gene Cks30A). Gene Ontology annotation, biological process: regulation of mitotic cell cycle. The record is from RefSeq and is a predicted model, not a curated record. The coding region runs from base 195 to 428 and encodes 77 amino acids. NCBI's taxonomy places the organism in Eukaryota, Metazoa, Arthropoda, Insecta, Hymenoptera, Formicidae. Gene Ontology annotation, cellular component: SCF ubiquitin ligase complex; cyclin-dependent protein kinase holoenzyme complex. Gene Ontology annotation, molecular function: ubiquitin binding; protein kinase binding; cyclin-dependent protein serine/threonine kinase activator activity. The transcript is spliced from 3 exons.